Drepanopeziza brunnea f. sp. 'multigermtubi' MB_m1 is the source of this 1713-nucleotide messenger RNA. RefSeq lists its product as uncharacterized. The record is from RefSeq and is a predicted model, not a curated record. Gene Ontology annotation, molecular function: oxidoreductase activity; FAD binding. Lineage: Eukaryota; Fungi; Ascomycota; Leotiomycetes; Helotiales; Drepanopezizaceae.
AUGAAAUUCUCUGCUACUUUCGCCGUACCCGCUGCCAUUGCUGCAUGCACCUACAAUGUUCAAGCCGCGGGUACCAACUGCCGCGUAUUCCCGGGGGACAUUAGCUGGCCAUCAACUGCUUCUUGGUCGGAGCUCAACAGUACGGUCGAUGGAAAGCUGAUCUCGACCGUACCAAUAGGCACACCAUGUCACGGCUCUGCCUACGAUGCAGCCGAAUGUGAGGCUAUCAAGGCAUCUUGGCAGCUUGUGGAGCUCCAUUUGGAUCAUCCAUCAUCUGUUAUGCAGCCUUACUUCGCCAACCAGAGCUGUGAUCCCUUCACUGCCGAAUCGCAAUCGUGUCUUCUAGGAAACUAUGUACAGUACGCUAUCAAUGUGACGAGCGUGAGCGAUAUUGUAGCCGGUGUCAAGUUUGCAGUUUCCAACAAUGUGCGAUUUGUGAUUCGCAACACGGGCCAUGACUUCUUAGGACGCUCAACGGGUGCUGGAGCUCUAUCUGUCUGGACUCACUAUCUCAAGGACAUUGAGUUCAUGCAUUUCUCUGAUCAAUACUAUUCCGGCUCAGCCGUCAAGAUUGGAGCUGGUAUCCAGGGAUACGAGAUCACCGCCGCCGCCGCCGCCCAAGGGCUCGUUGUUGUAGGAGGUGAAUGUCCAACUGUUGGUCUUGCAGGUGGUUAUACCCAAGGUGGAGGUCAUUCUGCCCUGAGCACAAAUUUUGGGCUUGCCGCAGACCAGACAUUGUCUUUUGAAGUCGUCACAGCCGCCGGUGACUUGGUUACGGCUUCUCGGACGAACAACAGCGAUCUAUACUGGGCUCUGUCGGGUGGUGGCGGAGGAAACUACGGCGUCGUAGUCUCGAUGACGAUCAAGACCUACCCAGAUGCUCCAGUUGGAGGAGCAUAUCUUCAAAUUGGGGCCGCGUACACGACAGCUGACAAAUUCUACCAAGCAAUCGAAGAGUUCCACACUCUCUUGCCCGCUAUGAUCGACAACGGGACAAUGAUCAUCUACUUCUUCGGCGCCGCUUUCUUCGCCCUCCAACCCGUUACGGCAUACAACAAGACCGGAGACGACGUCAAGGCCAUUCUCGCGCCGUGGAUUGCCGUUCUCGACAGCCUCAGCGUCCCAUUCACGGUCUCCUAUACCUCUUCGGCCACGUACGCGGAGCAUUACGAGACCUACAUGGGGCCGCUCCCAUAUGGCAACAUCGGCGUUGCCGAAUACCAAUUCGGCUCUCGCCUCAUCCCCCGGUCAGUUGUCCAGAAAAACAAUCCCGCACUACAAGCCGUGUACCGCAACCUCACCGAGCAUGGCCUUCUCCUCGGCGGCGUUGCGACCGACGUCUCGGCACCGGUGAAGUCUGGCAACAUCUCGAAUGCCGUUCUGCCAGCGUGGCGCGACGCGCUAAUCCACACCUACCUCACAACCCCCUGGAACACGUCGGCAAGCGCUUGGGAACAGAUGCUGAGGGACCAGGACGCGAUGACGAACGACUGGGUCCCACAGAUCGAGGCGGUCACUCCCGGCAGCGGGGCGUACAUGAACGAAGCCAACUACCGCCAGCCGGACUACCAGAACGCUUUCUUCGGUGCCAACUACGCUAAAUUGUUGGCUGUCAAGAAGGCGUGGGACCCUGAUUCCUUAUUCUAUGCAACUGCUGGCGUUGGGAGCGAGACGUGGGCUAUUGCGAGUGAUGGGCGGAUGUGUAAAGCGUAG